This is a messenger RNA of Enterobius vermicularis (human pinworm), 1099 nucleotides long. Lineage: Eukaryota; Metazoa; Nematoda; Chromadorea; Rhabditida; Oxyuridae. The record is from the annotation of a GenBank genome assembly.
ACAUGUGUUCUGUUCAGAUCCUCUUCGCAGCGGUGUUGGUCUUUUGUGUAAAUAUGUUCGCAAAUUGUCAACUUGUUUUGCCCGGUGUCGAUGAUUACGUCGUUAGAAGAAAGCGGAGUAUGCGAGAAGAUGUGGAAAAUGCUCGACAGCUGUUGCAGGGCUUCUUUAAAUUGUCUGCCAAUUUACCAUUAACACCGAAAAGGCGCACCAAUUUUGAAAAUCAGCAGCCACUCCAAUACCACUAUAUUGACCAGACUGAAUAUGCUGCUAAUAAACGAAUCUUGAAAGAUCUUUUUGAGACUGAUUUAGUUUUGACAGUGCCUCAGAUCAAACGCGUUAUUCAGGAAUUCCAAACAGAUUACAAGAAAACUCCAGGAAGAAGAGAGAAACGAAAAGCAAUCAUUGGAAAUACUUAUAGAUGGCCUAAUCAAACUGUAUAUUAUUUCUUAAAAGAGAAAGACGAUGAAUGGCGAAGGCUGGUAAAAGAGGGGAUGCGGAAAUGGGAAGUAGAAACAUGCAUCAAAUUCAGGGAAUGGACGAAUGAGAAGGAUCAUAUUUAUAUCUUUAAAGGAGCCGGAUGUUAUUCAAGUGUUGGACGUAUCGGCGGCCGUCAGUACGCAUCGAUUGGCUACGGCUGUGAAAGUGGUGGAAUUGUGGCGCAUGAACUCGGACAUGCACUAGGCUUCUGGCAUGAACAGAAUAGGCCUGAUCGUGACUGGUAUAUCAACAUAAACGAAGAUUUUAUUCAAAGUGGAACAAGGGGAAAUUUUGCAAGGCGUAACGAUAUAGAUCAGUUAAAAACACCAUAUGACUUUGGUUCUGUGAUGCAUUACGGUCCUCAGGCUUUCACAAGUGACUAUAAGUAUGUAACUAUUGAAACGAAGGACCAUCGUUUUCAACAUACAAUUGGACAACGCAAAGAGCUAUCUUUCAUAGAUAUCAAGGAGGCGAACAUGAUGUAUUGUAGUGACCGAUGCAAACAAAAGUUGAAUUGUCUUCACGGUGGUUAUGAAGACCCUCAAAAUUGUGCUUUUUGUAAGUGUCCACCAGGUACAUCUGGGACUCUAUGCGAUAAGAUACCAAUGUCAACUCGUUAGUC